Molecule: messenger RNA, 2172 nt
Organism: Apiotrichum porosum
Lineage: Eukaryota; Fungi; Basidiomycota; Tremellomycetes; Trichosporonales; Trichosporonaceae
Exons: 5
Coding region: 1-2172 (723 amino acids)
Source: RefSeq, a predicted model, not a curated record
AUGACAGAGCGCGACAAGGUCACCAAUCCCACAUCCGAAUCCCCCGCUUCCAACGACUGGGCAUUCUGGGCCCCACUCAAUGACGCUGGGGAGGCGCUCAUAAACCUCGCGUCAGCGGCCAUCACUCCCAUCGCAUCGCCGCCCACCCAGACCGUUCCUAUGCCCGAGUCCACUGUGCCUCCCAAGGUGCCUGCAGCGGCCACUGCUCCUCCCGCCCCAGAGAAGCCGGUGGCGAAGGACCCCAUGGUGGCCAAGACAAGGACGAUUCCCAAGGCCCUCGAUAUCGCCAACGGCGGUCCACUCACCUCAGUCUGGGCGUCGCACCCAUACUCGGCUGCCUUUCUCUCUGGAGCAGGUAUGGCCGCCCUUAUCGCAGUUGGCUUUGCCACCGCGACGUUUGCGUUCAAGACCGGUCCCAACAUGGCCGCGCCUUCGCGCAGCAUGUACGCGGGCCUCACAGGUCCCGCGUCAGCUCUGCGCGAGCACCAAAUGCGUGACACCGCCUUGAUGCAGAUGCGCCGUACCAACGCGGUCGAGGCCGGCACCAAGGCGGCGGAAGGUGUACAUGCGGACCUGUCCCGCCUGGAGAACCUUCUCCGCGAGACAAACUCGACACAGGCGCGCAUUGUUGAACAGAUUGCUGCUGUUCCAGGCCUCGUGAGCCGUCUGGCCAGUAUUGAAGAUUCGUUGUUGGCCGAGGCAGCGGCGCGCAAGUCGUCCAUCGGUAGCCUCCAGGAGCUGAUCCGUGCCAAUAAGGUCGGGGUGGAUGCCGAAAUCAAGGCUAUUAUGCAGGCGGACCUGCGCGUUGUCAGUGGUCACUUUGUUCGUCCCGUCGCCGAUACCAAGGCCGAGACCGCCCUCCCGCGAAGCGCAAAGAGCCGCUCCAGGAACCGCUCCAGUGGCGACCAGAGCCGUCAUGCCAGCAUCAAUGACCUCGCCAACGAGGGUCUCCUUGGAGACCUCCACCCUGGACCGAGUGCAGUCGAACAGCUGUACGCCGAUAUUGCAGCCGCGAGCGUUGCGGCUUCUCUCGAGACCGAGCCUCUUCAGGCUUAUCAACCUAGCCAGGCUUCUCAACCGACGCCUGAUGUUCCCAAGGUGCCCCAGGCCAAGGUCUCAGCAGACAAAGAUUCAACCUCGAGCACGGAUCCGAAGGCAAACCCGGAUGUGGCCGAGUUUGCCGCCAACCUCAAGACGCCGCGCACUGGGCCCUUACCCAACCCCGUGUCCUUCCCUUCGGUUUUCGUGGACCACAGGAUGUAUCCGAGGCGUGAUGCUGUCGUGGACAUGUUUAAGAAGGAGGCCAAGCAGGCUACCGACCCACCCGAGGACCCCAUCAAGGAUGAUGUCCUCGCAUCGUUGCCUCAGUACGAGUCGGGUGAAGCUGUUACGCAGGAGGAGAUCGACCUGCCCGUCCAGCCCGUCCAGUUUGCUCCGUCCAUCGAGCCGCUCAGGCCGCUCAAGCCCGAUGCGCCUCCCCAAGAGAUCCCGUGGCUUCGUGGCAACACCCUGAGCCGCUCUGAGUCCCGUAAGAGGCAGCGGGCGGCUGCGGCUGCACUCCACGCGUCCAUCGACCCGUCUACUGUCCACAAGACGGAUGGGCCAGCCUGGGUGCCGAGGGACGAGGCCGAAAUGCCCACGCCAGCCCCGUUCUGGAACGAAUUUAACGAACCGAAGGAGUCGCCAUCGCCGAUGCCGGAGCCAGUUGCUGCCGCACCAGGGGUCGUCCAGGGGGCCAAGCCAGAUCCCAUCCCAGCACAAGAGCAACCCAAUCCCGAGGCCAAGCCAACGCCAGAGGAGGUGCAGCCUACCGAAAGUGCCACUGGCCGCGUUUACAAGCCGUACUCUCACCAGCCAGUUCGGUACCUGGGUGUCAACGACAGUGGCGAGUGGAAGUUUACCUUUAGGCCCAGCCACCCAGACGACAAGCCUGCACCCUGUGUCCGACCUCACUUUAUUGUGGUAUGCCGCAGGUCUCACCAGUCGUCGGGCGAGGCAACGCCGUUCUGGUAUGAGAAGAGUUCGACGUACACGGUCGGGCCGUUCAAGACGGCCAUAGUUUUCAGUCCCGAGGUCGACAUGAUUCUUCUUGAUGGUGCUUGGUGGCGCUGUAGUCGGGACGGUGACCUGUACACCGUCCGCGAGAAGGUGGCCGACGAUCCGAGCGCCUAG